Messenger RNA from Carcharodon carcharias (great white shark), 6567 nucleotides. RefSeq names its product arf-GAP with SH3 domain, ANK repeat and PH domain-containing protein 1-like. The record is from RefSeq and is a predicted model, not a curated record. The transcript is spliced from 30 exons. Gene Ontology annotation, molecular function: GTPase activator activity; protein binding. Gene Ontology annotation, biological process: positive regulation of GTPase activity. Bases 230 to 3871 code for a protein of 1213 amino acids. Gene Ontology annotation, cellular component: cytoplasm. Lineage: Eukaryota; Metazoa; Chordata; Chondrichthyes; Lamniformes; Lamnidae.
GAACGGAUAUGGACACAAAUCACAGUUCUGUUCUCUCCAUUGCUGGCACCGAUUCAACAAGGCUUUCUUAACAUUAAGGUUUCACCUAAACGGGCUGGAGAAAAAAGGGAGGACUCGUGCGACAGAAUCUGGGGACGAAAAUGAUAUAAUGGCAGCUAAUUUCAUCUACGAACUUUGGUUAGGAAGAAAAUCAGUUCCAGUUCUGGUGGGAUUCGGUGUGAAAUAAAUCAUGAAGUCUUCAGCUUCCAGAAUAUCAACGUUCUCCUCCAGGGACUCAUUGUGGAACCGGAUGCCCGAUCAAAUCUCGGUGUCGGAGUUUAUAGCCGAGACGACGGAAGAUUACAACUCGCCGACUACAUCCAGCUUCACCACCAAACUGCUCAACUGCAGGAACACGGCGACCCUGCUCGAGGAGACAUUAGACUUGGACAAAAAUGCACUACAAAAAGUAAAGAAAUCGGCAAAAUCAAUAAACACUUCAGGUCAAGAACAUGUGCAAAAUGAAGAGAACUAUGCACAAGCACUAGAUAAAUUUGGUAGUAAUUUUUUAAGUCGUGAUAAUCCAGAUCUUGGCACAGCUUUUGUUAAAUUUUCCACACUCACAAAGGAACUUUCAACAUUGCUGAAAAAUCUGCUGCAGAAUCUUAGUCAUAAUGUCAUCUUCACUUUGGAUUCACUAUUGAAGGGAGAUCUGAAAGAUGUCAAGGGGGAUCUGAAGAAACCUUUUGACAAGGCAUGGAAGGAUUAUGAAACAAAAUUUGCUAAAAUUGAAAAGGAGAAAAGAGAACAUGCAAAGCAGCAUGGGAUGAUUCGAACUGAAAUUACAGGAGCCGAAAUAGCAGAAGAAAUGGAAAAGGAGCGGCGGGUCUUUCAACUCCAGAUGUGUGAGUAUCUCAUUAAAGUGAAUGAAAUCAAGACAAAAAAGGGUGUGGACCUGCUCCAAAAUCUCAUCAAAUAUUACCAUGCACAAUGCAAUUUUUUUCAGGAUGGUUUAAAAACAGCAGAUAAGCUGAAACAGUAUAUUGAAAAACUGGCUGCUGAUUUAUAUAAUAUCAAGCAAACACAGGAUGAAGAAAAGAAGCAACUGUGCACACUCCGUGACAUGCUCAAAUCCUCACUGCAACUUGAACAGAAAGAGGAUUCUCAAAGUAGACAGUCGGGAUAUAGUAUGCACCAGCUUCAAGGCAAUAAGGAGUAUGGCAGCGAGAAGAAGGGAUAUCUCAUGAAAAAAAGUGAUGGUCUUCGAAAAGUUUGGCAGAGAAGAAAAUGCACGGUCAAGAAUGGCUACUUGACGAUAUCACAUGCAACUCCCAACAGACAACCAGCACGACUGAAUCUGCUGACAUGCCAGGUGAAACCAACCGCUGAUGAGAAGAAGUGUUUUGAUUUGAUAUCACACAACAGGACCUAUCAUUUCCAAGCAGACGAUGAACAGGAAUGCCUAGUAUGGAUAUCAGUAUUAACCAACAGUAAAGAGGAAGCAUUAAACAUGGCAUUCAGAGGAGAGCAAACCAGUGGGGAGAACAGCAUAGAAGACCUAACCAAAGCCAUCAUUGAAGAUGUGCAGCGGAUGCCUGGCAAUGAUGUCUGUUGUGAUUGUGGAGCUCCAGAUCCUACUUGGCUGUCAACCAACCUAGGAAUUUUGACAUGUAUAGAAUGUUCUGGAAUACACAGAGAAAUGGGAGUGCAUAUUUCUAGAAUACAGUCCCUAGAACUGGAUAAAUUAGGAACCUCUGAACUCUUGCUGGCCAAGAAUGUAGGAAAUAUCAGUUUUAAUGAAAUUCUGGAAGCCAAUCUGCCGCAUCCAUCACCAAAGCCAAUUCCACAUAGUGACAUGACUGCACGUAAAGAAUACAUACAUGCAAAAUAUGUAGACCAUAAAUUUGCCAAAAGGUUAUGCACCUCUUCUUUAGCUAAAAUGAAUGAGUUGUUGGAAUCUGUGAAAUCCAGGGAUUUACUUGCACUAAUUCAAGUCUAUGCAGAGGGAGUUGAACUAAUGGAGCCACUACCAGAUCUUGGACAGGAGCCAGGGGAGACGGUGCUUCAUCUAGCAGUGCGAACUGCUGAUCGGACCUCACUCCACCUGGUUGACUUUCUUGUACAGAACAGUGGUAAUCUGGACAAACCGACUACGAAAGGAAACACAGCUGUACAUUACUGCUGCAUGUUGGAUAAAGUGGAAUGUUUAAAAUUGCUUCUUCGGGGCAAACCAAGUUUAAAUCUAGUAAACCAGAGUGGAGAGACAGCUCUCGAUAUAGCAAGAAGAUUGCAGCGUGCACAGUGUGAAGAACUGAUCAGUCAAGCUGCUUUAGGAAAAGUUAAUCCUCACGUUCAUGUAGAAUAUGAAUGGCAAUUACGGCAAGAAGAGAUUGAUGAAAGUGAUGAUGACUUGGAUGUAAAGACCAGCCCUGUAAAGAAAGAGCGUUCUCCAAGGCCACAGAGCUGCUGCCACUCUUCUAGUCUCUCCCCACAAGAAAAACUUAUGAUCCCAGGACUUGGCAUAGCACGGGAAAAGCAACGAUUAUCAUAUGGGGCAUUUAGUAAUCAAAUAUAUGGAAGUGGCACAGAUUCUCCAACAUCACCAGCCACUGAUGCCCCUCCUCUUCCUCCUAGGAAUCCAAGCAAAGCUCCACAUGGCCCAGUUCCUCCUUCAGUCCUUCCUGUAGGUACCCAGGUCACAACCGGCAGCUCCACUCUAUCAAAGAAGAGACCACCACCCCCACCCCCUGGACACAAACGAACCUUAUCUGACCCACCAAGUCCGCUACCUCAUGGUCCCCAGAAUAAAGGUCUGAUUCCUUGGGGCACAGAUUCUGGUCCUCCACAACCAAACCGAUCAGGAAAUAAGUUUGAAGGAUUGCCUCAACAAUCAAGUACUGGAACUGGAACCACAAAAACUGCCUUAGGCCCACGAGUGCUUCCAAAACUACCUCAAAAAGUGUCCCUGAGAAAGAUUGAUAGUAUCCAUCACAGUUCAAUGGAUAAAUCAAGUCCGGAGACCUUUCAGAAGCUGCAUCCAGGAGACUUGCCCCAGAAGCUACAUGUGGAAGACCUGCCCCAGAAGCCGCAUCCGGGAGACUUGCCCCAUAAGCCACAUCCGGGAGACCUGCCCCAGAAGCCGCAUCCGGGAGACCUGCCCCAGAAGCCGCAUCCAGGAGACCUGCCCCAGAAGCCGCAUCCGGGAGACCCGCCCCAGAAGCCGCAUCCGGGAGACCUGCCCCAGAAGCCGCAUCCGGGAGACCUGCCCCAGAAGCCGCAUCCGGGAGACCUGCCCCAGAAGCCGCAUCCGGGAGACCUGCCCCAGAAGCCGCAUCCGGGAGACCUGCCCCAGAAGCCGCAUCCGGGAGACCUGCCCCAGAAGCCGCAUCCGGGAGACCUGCCCCAGAAGCCACAUCCGGGAGACCUGCCCCAGAAGCCACAUCCGGGAGACCUGCCCCAAAAACCCAAAGAACUGCCACCGAAGCCACAGCCAGGAGAAAUCCCUCAAAAACCCCACGUCGAAAUCAUCCAAAAGCCCCACCUUGGGGAGGUACCUCAAAAGCAACAGGCUCAAGAGAUUUCUCCAAAACCACAGACAGGAGAUACACUGCCGAGACAAGCAUCUGAAGAUGCAAAUGGUACAUCUCCCAGUCUACCUGAGACCCCUGUGCCCCUACCUAGGAAGAUAAAUGCAGCAAAGAACAAAAUCCGCCGAGUAAAAACCAUAUAUGAUUGCCAAGCGGACAAUGAUGAUGAACUUACCUUUAUUGAGGGAGAGGUGAUUGUUGUGACAGGUGAAGAGGACCAGGAGUGGUGGAUUGGCUAUAUUGAGGGGCAACCUGACAGAAGUGGUGUCUUUCCAGUGUCCUUUGUGCACAUUUUAUCUGAUUAACAGCCUAUGAACUUCAGUGUCACACAUUCACAGCGGUGGAUGCUUCCAGUUGAUGUAAAGCGGCUGCAACUUCCUUAUUUGUGUGCAUAUUUUGUACAUAGACGAUCAAGAAAAUCAUUUAAGAUCCACCUCACGAGGUGACUGUAUUGUAAAUACUGUGUUACUUGCCUUUGCCAGUAUUAUAAUAGCCUUGGAACCAGGCACGCCUUAUUUGGUGUACUGCAGCCAUCCAUGGCAUCUAGCACUUAUUAAACUUACCUAUGCUGUUGAUGGGAUACAUCUGCCUGCUUGUCAGAUUAUAGGCAGCCUCAUUUAGUAAUUUAACUAUAUAAGCUUGACUUUUGUUCUUGACAUCAUCUCAGUAUUUUGAAUAAAGUAAAAUUAGUGGUUUUGCUGAGGAUAGGUUCGGGUUUCAGUUUGCACUGAUCCUCUUUGUCCUUCUGCUUUUAACAUGGAUGCUGUGCAUACUGUUCUUAAUGUACUCAUGGGAUUAUAUGUGGUUUUAAUUGUAAGUAAUCAGACAGUUACUUGAGAGUGAAUGACCAGGGAACUUGUUAAAGUUUCUUUUACCUCAUUCUGAGGAGACAGAUGUUGAGAAUUCCGCACAAGGAUUUAUUACCUGUUACAGAUAAACAGUUUAACAGAUUAAGUUGUUCCAAGAGAGCCUUUUGGAGGAUCCAUUGAGAAUAAAUGAAAAACUGCAAAUGUAUUUCUAAUUUUCAAGUCUGGUGUUAGGAUUUUAGAGCAGUGCUUGGAUUACUCGGGUUAGUUUGUUGGGGGUGAAAAAUUUCCACUUCCUUCUCAUCCAUUCACUUUUUAAAUGUUACUAGCCUAAAUAAAUAGGUUAUGUUCCAUCUCAAUCAUCAAUGCAAUUGUGGUAGUUUAAUUUGUAACAAAAAGAUUUGGAUGUCUCCGAAGAACCUGUAUGAUUUUGGAUAUAGCUGAUUGAGUUACAGGACAUUAGCACAAACAAGUCCAGUUUUAACUGUGACAGAGGGAAUGUCACUGCCUCCUGCACCAGAGAGAUGGAUGACCUUAAGUUAACUCUUCGCUGUGGUAACAACACCUGGGAGUGGAGACCCUCAAAAAUUGAUUAGUCACAGAUACUUGUUCAAACAGUACACAGCGUAGGAGCAGCUGUAUACACAUUAUGAAAUGUGUACAGUUAUCCAUUUUCAAAUAUAUAAAAACUGUACUACAUAUGUUUACAUCAUUUGGAAUAGUACACCAUUGCACGUAAAACUCUAAGCUGAAGGCACCAUUCUAAAAUCUGUCAAAUACUUAAUUCUCCUUCCUCUCUUUUGUUGUUGUUCAAAAUACAUUACCAUUGGACACUAUGAAGUGCAGAGUUUCAUUGCAAGUAUGAUCUUGAAAGUUGCUGUUUGUGAUACAGCGUACAUUCACAUGAAACAGACUUUGUCUUUGAAUGUAUUAACUUAAUCAUUGUGUGGUUAAUUGGCCAUUUUGGAGGGAGAGAGAGGCAGGCUUUACAUAUUCUUUUUAAACAAAAUACCUACAAAUUCAAACUGGUUACUUGUGCUCUGUCAUAGAGAAUAAAUUGCAUUAUUUGCACAAAUCUUGAACUGCUUGUGGAACAAAGUGACAAUGGAUCUUUAGGUUGCUUAAGGCUUUAAUGACUAUACAGCUUCAUAUUCAUUACUGAUAUUCAGUUACUCCAACUCAUUUUAGGGACCAAAAAUAAAAUACAAUUCUGAAAGGAGGCCUGCUUACAUUUCAUACCUUUGCAAGAAAAAGGUAGGUCUUGAUACAAUUAAAAUAUUCAGUUAAUGUGGGGUUAAGCUUAACUCUAAUGACAACUGAUUACAUUAUUCUUUAUAAGGAUGUAAUUUAAUUCUUAAUAAAGGUACCUAUUUCUUUAAGUAAACUUAGAUGAAAAGGAAUAAAAAUUAAAUUGAAUAUCGUGUAUUACCUGUAUGAGAUAAGACUUCUAGCCUGGUGCUGCAGUGGUCUUGUACUAUGCUGAACUGUUCCAAGUACACCUCCUAUAUUCAGUCUCUCAGAUGUUCAGGUCUGCAGAACGUGACUGGGUCCCAAACCUUCCCCUGCCCCCACACCCCCAGCAAUUUGAAAUUUUCAGUUGUUUAAUUUUAUCUUAUUUGUGUCCCAAGUGGAGAAGUGGACAAGUUAUUGAUUAUGGAUUUUGUGAUGCAUUCAUUACACGCAGUUGCCAUAGUUACUGCAUUAAAUUGGCGGAGUUUGGUUAGCCAGAGCUUUUUGUAUAAACCAGUGUGUAAUCACGGACAGUUGAAGAUCAAUAUUUUGUUGACUACAUUCAAAUUUGAAUUGAUGGUGCAUUGUGCUUAAAGCUACAAUUUUAUGCUACUAUUUCAAAUGAAUUUACUUCAUUUUAAAAUAGUUCUAAAUGCAUAACUUAUAAUCACAUGUAGAAUGAUGAGCAAUUAUUGUGGAUUUUAGCACUUUGCUCUGAUUCUUUCAAUAAUGUAUGCCUUUUAUCCUGGAUUAGACUUCCCUUAAAGUAUGUAUUCAGUAAAUCAGGUGGUACAGUCAACCUACUGGAUGUAAAGGUGUGCAAUAUGACCGCGGCUUACCAUGUCAUGUGUUUGCAGUCUGUUCUUUUUUAUUAAUGUACAAAAAUUGCUAUUGGAAGAUAUUUUAAAAAGCAAAAUUGUUUAUGUUCCAAUGUUAUACUGCAACAUAAAAUCCUAUGACAUGUU